GUUAAGGUCUCCUAUCAUGUCGGCUGCAGAGGAUGACAAAGUAGUAACGAAGGAAUCUGUUGUCAAGGAGAAUGCCGCGGAUGAUGAAAAGAUGAAGAAGAAUAAGUACCGUCGUGAUAAACCAUGGGAUCAUGAAGGGAUCGAUCACUGGAAAUAUGAAUCCUUCGCCAAAGAGGAUAACCCAUCAGGUCUCCUCGAGGAGAGCAGCUUCGCGACGCUCUUCCCCCAGUAUCGUGAGAAUUACUUAAAGCAAGUAUGGCCGGAUGUUAAACAAGUGCUUGCUCCCUUUGAGAUCAAAGCCGAGCUCAACUUGGUCGAGGGUUCAAUGACAGUACGAACUACCCGAAAGACGUGGGAUCCUUAUGCGAUCAUACGAGCUCGGGAUCUCAUCAAGCUCCUUGCACGAUCAGUUCCUCUCCCACAAGCAAAGAAGAUUAUGGAUGAUAACAUGUUCUGUGAUAUCAUUAAGACUGGUGGGCUCGUUCGUAAUAAAGAGAAGUUUGUGAAACGCCGACAACGUUUGGUUGGGCCUAAUGGAAGUACACUGAAAGCCAUCGAACUGUUAACUCAGUGCUAUGUUCUAGUACAAGGACAAACUGUUGUUGCCAUGGGUACUCACAAAGCCUUGAAACAAGUCCGUCGGAUAGUUGAAGAUUGCUUCCACAAUGUUCACCCAGUAUAUCAUGUGAAGGAGUUGAUGAUUAAGAAGGAGCUCGAGAAGAAUGAGGAUCUCAAGGAUGAGAACUGGGAUCGAUUCCUACCACACUUCAAGAAUCGGAAUGUACAGCGUAAGAAGCAAAAGAAGAUUGCCAAGAAGAAAUCCAAGGAGCUAUUCCCUCCUGAGCAAUUACCUCGCAAGGAGGAUAUCCAGAUCGAGACCGGUGAAUACUUCCUCUCGAAGGAUCAGAAACAUUCCAAUGAGAUGACUAAGAAACGCGAACAUCAGAAACAACGGGCUGACGGGUCUGAAGUUGUCUUGUUGGGUAUGUGCUAUCUGGUGAAUCAAGAAGACGAGUUGAAGCAUGUUAUUGCCAACUCGGCAACUGUAAUGACUUGCUAUACGGAGGCACUGAGGGAACUCGAGAAGCACAUCAAGAAGUUGUCUAAGUUGACUGAAGGACGAUUAUCGACCCGCGAUAUCAUCCACGGGUUAUUAUUGCGAUUUUCUCAACAUCUCUUUGGUGUGGCCAACAUUGACAUAAUAUGCUCUCAUCGUGUCACGGAGUUGAAGUAUAUGCCUAGAAAACGUGGCUCUAAACUAACUAUUGCGAAGAAGGCUCUGGUCGAUCAAUGGCGAGACUUUGUGGCAGAUGAAGUAUGUGAUGAGCAGACUGUAUCGAUCGCCGAGAAAUUGGCUUCGGAUCCCGGUGAAGGGAAGUCACUGGUAGCGGCGAAGAAGUUGAGGCUCAGGAGCACUGAUUAUAAGAAAGUCGGAGUAUUGAAAUGCGACGACGCUGUAGAAGUAUCUGACCCUCUAGUAUUACUCCCCACCCCUGCAGGAGGUUUGAUGCUUCGGGUAAGCGAUGACAAUUACAUCAAGAUCAUAGAUCAUUCGGGUACCUUCCUGAAUGUGCUCCGAUAUUCAGGCAGCGAAUAA
Perkinsus marinus ATCC 50983 is the source of this 1597-nucleotide messenger RNA. Its product is annotated as ribosomal RNA assembly protein, putative. Gene Ontology annotation, molecular function: RNA binding. The record is from RefSeq and is a predicted model, not a curated record. The transcript has 10 exons. Lineage: Eukaryota; Perkinsozoa; Perkinsida; Perkinsidae. The coding region runs from base 17 to 1597 and encodes 526 amino acids. Gene Ontology annotation, cellular component: nucleolus; small-subunit processome.